CUUUUUCAAAGCUCUAUGCAGUUGCUUUGGGAAUUUCCCUGUAUAACUAGAGUUCUUUGGACUGAGCAUAGUGAUCUCAAAAAUAUCACUUAACCAGGGAAGAGAGCAAAACAAGGAAAAAGGGUUUCAACUUGUGCAUGGUAUCAAAUAUAUAUAUCAAUAUAUCCCAUCUUGUUACAUUGUAAAAAGUUAAAGGUCUCUCAAACUCGAUUCCCUACCUAGCUAAUUAGCUCCAUCUCUUUUGUUUGGGGAUCUUCAAGGUUUUAAGUAAUCAUGGAGUUUGCUAGUUUCCAUCUUCAGCAUCAGCUUCAAGAAGAAUCUGCUCACUCUAUAGCUUCAGCAACCCCACCACCUGACUCUAAACCUUCCAUCACCUCUCAUCAAUCAUGGAUCCCAAGCAACAUAUACAAUGGUUGUAACAGUGGCUUUCUAACUGAGAGCUUUACAAAUUCAAGAGAAGUACAGCACAAGCACGCCAUGACUGACUCACUUAGAAUUUCAACAAGGCAAGCCUUGGGUUUCCACAAUGGAAAAAGCGUUGCUCAACAGCCAGUUAGUGAUCUCUUUGCAGCAAGAAUCAAAGGUGAAAUGAUGAACACCUCCAUGAAGGCUAUGGAGGAAUCGUGUUCACUAAUCCCAAUUCAUGAACCACGAUAUCCUCCUAGUUUAUUACCUAGUCUUGGUGUAACUGGUGUAGAGUUUUUUCCUUCGGAGACUGUCUUUCAUAAUGAGAAGCCUAUUGAUGGAAAGACCUUAAGCAAGAGAUAUAACAACUUUGGUGAUGCUAGUUUAAUUUCGAAUUUACCAACCCUAGAUAUGACCUCUUCUUUGGUUUCAUGUUCUUUGGGUUUAAAUCCUAAAAUGUUUGAUUUGCAUACAAGUUACAGUGAGAGUUGUGAAAUCCAACCUUGCUAUGAUACUUUUGGUCUAAACGAGAGCAUAGCUUUGUGCCACAGCGACAUGCAUGGCCGCGAAAAUAGUCCAUCAAAUAGCUCAAAAAUUUCAUCAUUUAUAAGUGAAGUUGCAACGGUAAAAAGGCCUAGUAGUUGCUCUCUACCAAAAGAUUCAGAGGCCAAAGCUAAGAGGUCGAGGCCAUCAUCAUGCCCUCCCCUGAAGCAGAUAAGAAAGGAAAAAUUGGGGGAUAGGAUUCAAACUCUUCAAAGAUUAGUAGCACCUUUCGGGAAGACCAGUACAGCCUCUGUGUUAAGUGAAGCCAUUGGCUACAUCCAUUUCCUUCACCAACAAAUCCAGACUUUGAGCAUUCCUUACAUGAAAUCCACGCAAAGCAAUAGAAUGUUGCAGCUGAGUACAAAUAAAGUAGAUAAAGAAGUGAAGCCAGACCUAAGAAGCAGAGGCUUGUGUCUUGUUCCCCUUUCUUACGCAUCGUUUAUUCAUCGUUGUGUUUAGUCAUUUUCAUACUAUUAUUAUAGUUGCAGAUACCAGAGAUAACCCAAAAUUUGAAUCAAAGAGCCUUUAUUGUGUGCUUGUUUUAGUUUCUGAGCAAUGACAAAGUUGCAAUGUAACAUGUAUAGAGCAUUGAAAAUUAAAAAAAAAAAGAAAAAGAGACUUCAC
Vigna umbellata (rice bean) is the source of this 1572-nucleotide messenger RNA. RefSeq lists its product as uncharacterized. Gene Ontology annotation, cellular component: nucleus. Gene Ontology annotation, molecular function: protein dimerization activity; DNA-binding transcription factor activity, RNA polymerase II-specific; RNA polymerase II cis-regulatory region sequence-specific DNA binding. The record is from RefSeq and is a predicted model, not a curated record. Lineage: Eukaryota; Viridiplantae; Streptophyta; Magnoliopsida; Fabales; Fabaceae. Gene Ontology annotation, biological process: regulation of transcription by RNA polymerase II.